UGAAUUUAUUCUGCUUACAACCUAGAAGUUUAAUUGUCAAAAAGCUGUCAAAAGAAAUAACCCACGUUGGUUUGUUAUUUUAGUUCGGAGAAAUAAUUUAUUUACUGUAUAUUACUAUUUAAAAGUGAUCAAUAAAAACUACGAAAAUGGCCAAAAAAGGUAAAAUUAAGAUUAGUAAGGUGAAGAGGAACAAUCAGACCACGAAUAAAAUGCGGAAGAAGGGUCAGCUGAAGCUGCAGAGACAUAGAACUCACGUGCAGAAACAGAAACAACCAACACAGCAGCCCACAGUAGAAUACAGCAGCGAAAGCGAGGCAGAAUCUGAAGACCAGUUCGGAGACAUGUUAGAUGACGAGGAACAGCAGUACCUCAUGAGCAGACUGUCUAAACAGCCUACUUUACUAGCUAACAUACCUGAAAAUGAAAAGCCGGGCAAAAGAUCAAGAAAGCGUAAAAGGGAGAAGAAAGAGAAAUACCCAAAGCCCACUGCUGGUACUGGUAGUGACAGUGGUGCAGAGAGUGCUGGACUGUCUGACUCCGACAGUGAAGUGGAGGACAAGUAUGAGAAGGAGCAAGCAGAGAGGCCGGCCAAGAAGAUGAGGCCACUGUUACCUAUUAAGACUAAAGAGGGGCUAAUGGAAAGGGCUGAGGAGUGUGAAGACUCAGAAUCAGAGCAAGAAGAAGAAGAACAAAAACCUGACAAAAGCAAACAAACAGAGAAGCAGUCAGAUGAUGAAGACUCAGAGUCUGACUCCGGCAUGGAUGGCACGGAGGAGGCAGAGACAGCUGGUGAUGAAGAGAAAGUUGUGACCGCUGUGGAGCUGAUGGCAGCCCGGAGAGACAAGCUGCAGCAUGAUAAACUAAGAAUUGGAGCUCUAUGCUCUUCUCUGCUUGAGAAUCCAGAGAAGAAGCUGAAAAACCUGUUUCCAAUACUCUACCUGAUGGAAGAUCGCCUGAAGGAUGGGUCAUUGAACCUGAUCUCUGUCCGUAAGCUGGCCACGGUGUCUGCAUUUGAAGUGUUCAAGGAUAUUCUGCCAGAGUACAUGAUCAGGCAUCAGGAUUACUCUAAUAUUAAAUUAAAGAAAGACACAUUGGCGCUAUAUAAGUACGAGAAGGAAUUGCUAGAAUUCUACAAACGAUAUCUGCAAAGGUUGGAAAAGGCUGCGGGAGUAUUACGUCGCAAAAAAGGAGAUACGAGAAAAGUAGACGAGCACACGAUGAGCCUGGCGCUAGUAUCGCUGCGUUGUAUGUGCGGGCUACUGGUGGCGCGGCCCCACUUCAACUACGCCACCAACAUCGCGCAGAGCGUCGUGCCCCACCUCGACUGCAAGGACCCCCGGGCGCGGGACACCGUCACCGAGUGCUGCACCAAUGUCUUCGCUGAGGACAAUAAAGGAGAUAUCACUCUUAUUGUAGUCCGUCUAAUAAACCAAUUAGUAAAACGUCGCAACGAGCGUCUGGACCCGUCGGCCCUGGACUGUCUACUCACCCUCAAGAUCAGAGACAUCGACAUGGACGCGGAGGCAGAGAUCAAGCACAAGAAGAAGCAAGAAGAGAAACACAAGAAGCGGAUUGUUAACUUGUCUAAGAAGGAAAAGAAGCGAGCGAAGAAGUUAAAAGAAGUAGAACGCGAGUUGCUGGAGACGCAGGCGCAGGAGAGCGAGAUGGCGCGACGGAAGCAACUCACCGAGGUCACCAAGACCGUGUUCCACAUCUACUUCCGACUGCUGAAGACUGCGCCGCGGUCCAAGCUGUUGGCUGCCGCGCUAAAUGGACUCGCCAAAUUCACACACGUAAUAAACCUGGAAUACUACUCGGACCUGGUGGCGAUCUUAGCGCGGCUGAUAUCGGACGAGCUGAUCGGCGCCCGCGAGCGAUUGUUGUGCGUGCGGACGGUACUGGCCGUGCUCGCCGGCGCGGGGGACGCGCUCAACGUCGACCCCGCCAAGUUCCACGCCUAUCUAUACGUCUGCAUGCUCAACUCUCAUGCUGGAAGAACACAACCAGACUCCAAGAUCAUCCUAGAGUCAGUAUCUCAGAUCUGCGCGCGCGCCCGUCGCGUGUCGGCGGCAGUGUUGCAAGCCUUCGCCAAGCGAGUGGCCACGCUGGCAACACAACUGCAGCACCACGGGGCACUCGCCUGCAUCGCACUGCUGCAUCAUCUGGCUCAGCAAAGUAAAGCAGUAUCGACCCUCCUGGAGGCAGACAGCGAGGCGGGCGGGUCGGGUCGGUUCGACCCUACAUUACCGUCCCCCGAGCACUGCAACGCGCACGCGGCCGGCCUGCACGAGCUGUGCGCGCUGGCGCGGCACUACCACCCCACCGUGCGCGCCGCCGCCAGCCAUGUGCUCCGGGGGACACUGCCGCCUGAACUUAAUAAGAUGACACCCUCACAAAUAUUCAAAGCAUAUGACGGCUCAGAGAUGGCGUUCAAACCUGCGAUACCUCCUCCGAAGAAAGGUGACAAUCAGACCAAGAAGAUAUCCAACACACAUGCGUGGGCGCAGCAAUCCUUCAAAGUAUUGUGUGAAACAGUAGAAAACAAUGUUCCAAUGGUCAUCAGUAGUAAGACGUGAAAUAAUAAACUUUACUGUUAGUAAAAAUA
Molecule: messenger RNA, 2605 nt
Organism: Spodoptera frugiperda (fall armyworm)
Lineage: Eukaryota; Metazoa; Arthropoda; Insecta; Lepidoptera; Noctuidae
Gene: Noc3
Product: nucleolar complex protein 3 homolog
Exons: 13
Coding region: 147-2576 (809 amino acids)
Biological process (GO): DNA replication initiation
Cellular component (GO): nucleolus
Molecular function (GO): chromatin binding
Source: RefSeq, a predicted model, not a curated record